Mesorhabditis spiculigera is the source of this 930-nucleotide messenger RNA. NCBI's taxonomy places the organism in Eukaryota, Metazoa, Nematoda, Chromadorea, Rhabditida, Rhabditidae. The record is from the annotation of a GenBank genome assembly.
AUGCCGCUUUUUCUACUCCUAUUCAUGAUAUUAGUCAUUGAUUGCAAAACCGAAGACCCCUAUCGAAGAAGACAAAAGGAUUAUGAAUUCCUAAAAGAACUCAACGAUUUCGAAAUUAAAAUUUUGCGAGAUUUCGUCCGAGGGCGUGGCACAGCUUCGGUUUCACGAUUACCAUUUGAUGAAUAUUUCCAUGAAGCCGAAGAUGUAAAGUUAGACGAAAAUCAGCCAGAGUUAUUUGCGGCUGGCGAUACGGCUGCCCUUUCAAAUGACGAUGAGGGGAAUUUUUUGACACUAGGCAGGGUACAUCUGCCUAAUGAAAAGAACGACCUCAGAGAAAAAGCCUUUAUUGAGCCAAUUACGAAACCAAGGGUGGCCCGGCCCCAGGUCACAAGAAUCAGCCCGAAAAGUCGGGUACGAGAGUUUGGCAGGAAUUUCGAAGAACCUCGAGAGCCGGAUAAGGAGACGUUUAAGGAAUAUGCUAUGAUACUACAGCAACUUAUUGAUGUUCGGAAGGCUGCCGUUGCUGCUCCGACCUUUCCAAGCACGAUCGUCGCUUCAGAACCUCGUAGGAACGCUAAACCGAUCCGCGGUCGUACCGAAAAGAAAAUUGUGGCCCAGCACGCGGCACGAAAUGUACCCGCUUGGCAGCCUGUCGUUGAGCGAAAGAGUGAAGAUGAACCGCCCCAAAAAUCAGAAGAAAAUUGGGAAGAAAAGAUGCACGACCUGUCAAAGCAGCUACACUCCCUACUCGCCCAAAUAAAAGAGACGAAGAAGAAAUCGAAGAAAAACAUGGAAAUCCGGCGGCCGAAACCGAAAGUGACCGUGCUGCGAAGCGGAUCGGCAGAGCAGCGAAAUGACAACGAAUAUCUUUUGUGGCCUCGGGACCGAUUUGCAGGGGCGGAAUGGUUUUUUGAAAAAAUUAGCCGAGAA